Marasmius oreades (fairy-ring Marasmius) is the source of this 2274-nucleotide messenger RNA. RefSeq lists its product as uncharacterized. Bases 1 to 2274 code for a protein of 757 amino acids. The transcript is spliced from 2 exons. The record is from RefSeq and is a predicted model, not a curated record. NCBI's taxonomy places the organism in Eukaryota, Fungi, Basidiomycota, Agaricomycetes, Agaricales, Marasmiaceae.
AUGGACGUCGAUUCGGCAGACACACCGUCCCUAUACAGCCAUUCCGUCUUUUCCCCACAGACCGUUCAUCUUCAUUCCCCCUUACCCAGCUCUGGCUUUGGUACUCUCAACGAUCUCGCUGUCAGCAUGUUGGACAUGGACGACGACCGACGUUCCUCCUUCCAUUCGGGCGUCUAUGAACCUGCUAAUACCUCGCUUGAUCAAGAAUCCGACCCCGAGGACGACCCCGAUGUCGAAGACUCGCGUAUGAGCUAUCUUGGCCCCAAGAUGCGUUACCAUACGAAAGCGCCUUGGGAAGUCGGCGCUGCCCUAAAGGAGGAAGAAGAGGAGGAAAAUACAACAGAGAGUCAAGCAUAUUUGACCUCGUCGACUAAUAGAUUCAAGACAGGAAUCGUACGCCAUCUCCCAUUUGGCGGGGUCAAAUCUGGUAGAUCGAGCGAAGAGUCAACCACGUCUCGCAAACAAGUCAAGGUCUCUCUGGACUCUUCCUCCUCUCAAUCCUCUCAUUCUCGCGACGCUUAUAACAGGCUCUAUACUACCUCCCAAGGGAUCUCUUUCCAUGGCGGGUCUCAAACGCCGGUCUUUACGUCCAUUAGUCAUCCCCAAACACACACUCCUUCACCUUCUCAGAUUUCUCCGGCCAGUCCACGUUCAUCUUUGCCGUUCUUCUCCGAGACUACGUCUUCUUCGAUUCCGCACGUCAACGAUUUCUCCACAGAAACCAGCGGGAGUUUUGAAUUGGACUCCAAACCUCCCUUCUCCUAUUCCGUAGAAGAAACCCACCCAUAUGCUAACCCCGACCUUGCAUGUUCCUCUUCGAACGAAUCAACCACUUUUCACCCUCAUGAUCAACGUGGCUCUUCCCCUACCAAACCAAUAGACACAGCGACCACCGGGGCAGAUUCGAAAUCUUACCCACAUCCUCCCGUAUCAAUUGAUCGGGCCCCUUCAAGCCCCCGUUUGCAAAGCUUCAAGAACCAAGGGAAAGAGAUAUCUGCUCCGGUCCUCAUUCGCGGCAGUCCGUGGAAAUCUGCCGACUCAUCAGGAACAGACAAUUCACUCCCACCCCCACAUUUUCCUGGUUGGAAUGACCGAGCCUCCUCUCCCGCUUUCAAUCUCAUCUCCCUGGAAGAGGCUAGAGCGCAGCGGUCUCGUAGUAUAACGUGCAGUUCCCAACACCUUCCCGCCUCCAAUGCUUCCGUUCUCUCUAGUAACUCAUCCAACGUGUUCCCUUUUCCCGAAGACACGACAAAUGGUCAAAGUCCAUCGGGCCAUAUUUCAAGGGGUCGUGCACGGUCUGUCAGUGCCGGUGUACGUGCGAAGCAGGCUCUGAACAAUAUUGUGACGUCCACUACAACAAAAACUGAACGCCAGGACUCGGAGCACACACUCUCGGGAUCGACUACUAACGGUCAACCGGGUGGAAGGAUGUUGAAAAAUAAAAGGAGUGGGUUUUUGAGAUUAUUCAAUGGUGCCAAAGACGAUAAAUCUCCUCCUCCCCCCGUUCCCUCAUUGUCGGACGGAUUUGCUGCGUUCAAUGCCAACCAGGCAAUAGGACCAAAUAACAACAAACUCAAUUCACGUCGCAUUCCAGUUCCCCAGAUAUCUCCCACUCUACCCGAGAGUGUUUCCUACUCGUCUGAAGGGAACUACUUGAGUGCAAAAUCGAACUCAACUCCGAAACGCAUUCCACCCCCACCCCUCUUUCUGCAAGGCCACAACAAAGUGACAAACUCAGUACGAGGGGAGGCGUUUAGUGAAGUGCCGCUGAGUGCCCCUGCUCACCUAUCGCAAUUUCCUGCUCUGAAAUUACGCCCACUAUCUUCGGCGUUUAGCGCUCAGUUUGGUGAUCAUAUUCUUCCUCGUUCUCCUGAACCGGAGACACCAAGCUCAGUCACAAGUGCAAGUGCCGCCAUAUCACCUAUCACACCGGGACUUUACGGUAGACCAGACAACUGCACGGUGUCAAGCAGUGAAAAUUUACCAUCUUCCUGCAGCGAGGGAGAAGACGACAGCACAGUCGUUCGUCGUAUACAAGAGCAGAUCUCACGGACUAGACUUGCCUUCCAACAACAGGUAUGGGAACUGGAAGGCCAAGUACGGGAUCUCAAGGUCGAUCUGGAAAGCGAGCGGCAGAAAUCCACCUUUGUGCGGGAUGGUCCCUAUUGUGACAAGUGCGGAAGAGGGAAGCGUUCCGAAGAGAAUGUCAGUAUAGUUAACAGGCCGCGAGCCCGCACUGGGACCGGUCAAUCUCGGUUCGGGAGCACUACAUAA